Messenger RNA from Centruroides sculpturatus (bark scorpion), 690 nucleotides. Its product is annotated as E3 ubiquitin-protein ligase Siah1-like. Gene Ontology annotation, biological process: proteasome-mediated ubiquitin-dependent protein catabolic process; multicellular organism development. Gene Ontology annotation, cellular component: cytoplasm. Bases 1 to 690 code for a protein of 229 amino acids. Gene Ontology annotation, molecular function: ubiquitin conjugating enzyme binding; ubiquitin protein ligase activity; zinc ion binding. NCBI's taxonomy places the organism in Eukaryota, Metazoa, Arthropoda, Arachnida, Scorpiones, Buthidae. The transcript has a single exon. The record is from RefSeq and is a predicted model, not a curated record.
AUGGCCCAGCGAAGGAAGCAGGAACGGAAUGGACCAGAGGCGGCGACCCGACAAGUGGACCUGGGUGAGAUGGCCAUCGCCCUGGCCGGGUUGUUAGACUGCCCAGUCUGUUGGGAGAGGGCGACUCCGCCCAUCUCCUUGUGUGUCAAUGGACACAUCGUGUGCCCUAGGUGUAGUGGCAGGGUGGAGCGGUGCCCGACGUGCAGGGGCCUGCUUAAUGGGGGCAGGUGCCUUGCCCUGGAGCAGAUGGUGGGGGUGUUGGCCCAUCCCUGCCGUUAUCACCAACAGGGGUGUAGGGAGUUCCUUUCCCCAGGGGACACGCGGGCCCACGAGAAGCACUGCGCUUUCCGGUCCUGUCCCUGUCCGGUGUUGGACCCGGCUUGCUGGUGGCAGGGCCCCCGAGCAGCAAUUCCCGGCCAUUUGGCUGGGAUGCACCCAGAAAUUGGAGAGGGAGUUUUUUCGUUCCUAAAAAUGUUUCUUUUGGGGUGGCAGCGGCCCCGGCGGAGUUCCUGGGUGGCUUGUCUAGCCUCGGGGCACUGUCAGUUUUUGGCCCAGGUAGUCAAGGAGGAGAGGAAGGAGGGCCAGACUCACACGAUGGUUUAUUUUCUUCUCCGAUCGUUGGGGAAAAAGGAAGACGUAAAGCGAUUUCGUUACGAGAUCCGGUUGGGAGAGNGUGUAACAGAAAUUUAA